GAAUUAGGUAAGGGGAGGAAGUUCAUAGGUCAAAGUGGACAUACAGUGAGCUUCGCCAGCGCCCGCCUCACGCCAGACACACGCCGAUACAUUUUUCGAUCAUUGCCCAUAAACCGUUGGUGAUUAUGAACCGAUCAAACUACGCGCACGCCGGUGAGGUUCUCCGUGAACUGAACAGUCAGAGGGAGCGGGCAGAGCUGACUGACGUGGUUCUGGAGGUGGGAGGGAGAAGUUUCCCCUGCCAUCGUGCCAUCCUGGCCUCCUGCAGUCCCUACUUCCGCGGCAUGUUCACCAGCGGCUACGCGGAGGCCAAACAGGAGAGGAUCAGCAUCCAGGAUGUGAGUCCGGUAGCCAUGGCAACCAUUCUGGACUACAUUUAUGACAAAAGUGGCUGCCUUCAGUCGGAGCCAGACCAGGUCCAGGCUGUGAUGUCUGCAGCAAGACUGCUACAGGUGGAUUUUGUCUGUAAAGAGGCAGCAGAAUACAUGAAGAACCAUCUGGACGUGUCCAACUGUACAGAUGUGUUGAUGUAUGCUGACAUGCUAGGGGACCUGGUGCUAGUAGACUACUGUGCGACGUACAUCGCAUCCAGGUUCGACCAGGUGGCGCUCCAACCAUCCUUUCUCCAGUUGCCGCUUGCCCUGCUCCAGUCGCUACUCACCAGGGAUGAUUUACUGACCAACUCAGAAGACAACGUUGUCCAAGCUGCUCUGAGAUGGGUUGAAUUUGACCAAGAAGUACGCUUGAGACACCUUCCUACCCUCUGCAGUUCCUUCCGUCGUUCCUUCCUUAGCUCCAAACAACUUGUGGACCUGGAGAAGAAGUGCCCUUCAACCGACAUCAGGUUGGAUUAUAGCGACAGCACAACCCAGCGGCUGGGACAGGAGCGAACUGAAAUGCAGAUUUUCCUCAGAGAGCCAGAUUCUGUUUGCAACUAUUCUGCUCCUUGCUACGACCCUUCAACAGGCAGGUUGUAUACAAUGAAUAAACCUCACAGUAUAUUUGGCUAUUCUAUGGCAGUGACUCCCGGAGAUGAGCUGUAUGUGGCAGGGGGUCUUUUUCAUACUCGGAACAGAAGGGACGAGAAGCCGAAGAACUUUCUUGAGUAUAACCACCUGUUGGACACCUGGGAGCCAAGGUGUGACAUGAUCUCACACAGAUUCAGGUGUGCUCUGGUGUAUCUGAAGGGGUACAUCUAUGCCAUCGGUGGUGAUGACGCUAAGGAAACAGCGGAGAGGUACGACCCCAGCCGUGAUGAGUGGACGUCCAUACCGCCCCUCCCCCGCCCCGUGAGCUCAGAACUUUGUGCUGUGGCUCUUGGUGACUGUGUCUAUGUGAUAAGUCAGGAAGGCUGCUACAGCUUCAGUGUCACAGACAACACCUGGAGCAAGACAUCAGACAUGGUCAGACCGCCUCUUUACCCUCAGGCCAUCUCGCAUAGGGGAAGCAUCUAUUGUAUAGACUGCGUCAAAAGAUGGGGAGACAGUUCGUCGACUCGGGUAGAGGUGUACAACCCUGCACAAGGCAAGUGGAGGCAGCCAGGUAAAACCUCUUUUACCUUCAGAACAGCAACCCUGCUGGAGUAUGACAGGACUAUAUACCUCUUUACCUUAAACAGUGCCGGGCUUCAAGACCAAAGGAAAGAUGGUGCGAUUGACGUGUUCCAGUACCAGCCAAACACAGACUCCUGGCUUUUAGUAGUAGACACCGGCAGGCUGGUUCCCCCCAUGCGAGGGUGGCUAGUUGACUUGGGUAGUCCAGAUUGCUUGCAGGUGGCUAGGACAGACUGCCUGACGGCAAGGAUGGUCCCGAAGGGCCUGAGUCGUGACCCUUCAGGAUACAAGGAACGUUCCCGUCAAUGUAGAGAUUGGCUCGGGGGUAACAACACUUUCUCAGACUCAUCCGGAAGCAAGGAUGGCAGUGAGGACGACGUCUCAGACCAUGAGGACAGUGAGGACAACGUCUCAGACCAUGACGACAGUGAGGACGACGUCUCAGACCAUGAGGACAGUGAGGACGACGUCUCAGACCAUGACGACAACAGUGAUGAGGACAGGGAGAGCGGAAGUGACGAUGCCAAUAUCUAAGACACUAGCACAUCACCUCACCUAACCUCACCUAUCCCUUGACCUUCUGGUGGGUCGUUUGGUCACCAUAACUACUUGUUGCACUGCCCUCUUCCAUCUAUCUCUAGCUUCUGCCAUACGCAUCGCUUCCGCUUGGCUUAAGCCAGUCCACUCUCUUAUGUUAUCUUCCCAUCUUUUCUUCUGUCUUCCUCUCUUCCGGCUUCCAGGGACUGUCCCUUGUAGUAGGAUCUAACCACAUGUCCAAACUAGCACAUCACGGAAGAUAAAACUGAGUCUAUCCACUUUUUCAGUUGGACUGUGAUAAGCCCUCAACUUUUUAUACAGCUGAUUGGUGUGUAAUCAUCGUCACUAAUUCGUAUCUUAUCACCCAAUCUAUUAUUAAUUAUAUCUGCAUCGGUGCCAACUGACGAGUUCUAUUUGCUUAAUGCGCUUCUGUACACAAAGGAUUUUUAUGGUGAAGGGAUUCCUCGUAGGUUCCUAAAAUAGCCUUUGUGCUCUAUGUAUCGUGCGUCAUUUAGAUUUGCCACUAGUUAUGCUUUACUAGCCUUUAGUUAAUGCGAUAUAUUGUAUGCUUUUAGCUGUCAAUUAUCUAACAUUAUAUAUUAAAAUGCAUGCCAUUUUUAACCACUGUACUUCACGCUAUGCUUUAUGCCUGGGCUUCCUCAAAGCAGGUUCAAUCUUGCUUCACCACUUUGCAUGGAAAUGCUUCUACAGAAAGGGAGAAUAAGAAGGUCUAGCAACGUUUUUGUAGCAGCAAUAACAGUUACAGCACACGUUGUUCAUUAACGGCUAGAUGGCCUAAACGUUGUCGUCAAAUACACAUGAACUUUGGAGGUAACAACAAUAUUUGGUCAGUGAACAGUGUCUUUGAUGUUUUGGCAAGAACAUAUGUGUUGGUUUCGACUUGUUCCUAGGUUUGUAGUUAACGGUGUUACUAUUUUCUUGUAACAAGACACACGCACAUGUACCUAAGGUGUCUAAGUAUAUGCUGACGAAACAUCACAAUAAACAGAAACAUUUUAUGCAAACAA
Messenger RNA from Branchiostoma floridae (Florida lancelet), 3118 nucleotides. Its product is annotated as kelch repeat and BTB domain-containing protein 8-like. Gene Ontology annotation, molecular function: protein binding. NCBI's taxonomy places the organism in Eukaryota, Metazoa, Chordata, Leptocardii, Amphioxiformes, Branchiostomatidae. The record is from RefSeq and is a predicted model, not a curated record. The transcript has 5 exons. The coding region runs from base 126 to 2087 and encodes 653 amino acids.